Porites lobata is the source of this 21320-nucleotide messenger RNA. NCBI's taxonomy places the organism in Eukaryota, Metazoa, Cnidaria, Anthozoa, Scleractinia, Poritidae. The record is from the annotation of a GenBank genome assembly.
AUGAAGUUUGUAUUUGUACUGCUCUUAAAUGUCCUUGGAUUGUCCUUGGCUUUAAAGUUCCCGGACAUCAAACCCAACAGCCGCAUCAGCAAAGGUUGCUACAAUCCGGAAUUUGACAAAGGCAGAAUGGAAGUAAUGUAAGUGUGGGUGCUGCUUCUUGGUAUUGCGGAAAUCUUCCUUUGUUCGUUUUUGUAUUUUACUGUAGGUAUUGUUCAGUGUGUUUACCAAUUUACAAGUGCAUCGAACAGGGUCCGGUCGUUUCGCUGCAAAGUAUUUUUCUUUUCUUUUUGACUGCAGCACACAAAAUAGAUUCCCUUCAGAAAACGUUGCCAUUCGUUUCAAGGAAAUGUUUUUCACUGAGGCCACUGCACUGUUCGUUCUACGUAAAUAUUUUCACCAUGAAGCCAAGUUAACAUUCCCACACAUUUGUUUGCCCGAGAACAGUGUACGUUGAAACAAAUUUACACUGUGUUACGGCACGUUUUCCGCUAAGCCCCGUAAUAACUCCUUUGCGCGAAAUAGCACGAGACUGCAACAUGCAUGAUAAAUGUAUGGGGCUGUACGGAAAUCUGACCAAAGUAUAAGAAGUCUAAUAAUAAAAACUAGUAGUUAUUUCAGAUUACGAAGUGCGUUGUUCGAUCUUUUUUAGGUUUUUCAUACUGUCAAAUGUGACAUUAUUUCCUAAUAAUUAAUUAUAAGUUGAUGCUGCAAAACGCUUCCUAUACGUUUUUUAAAAACGAAACGAAACAAAACGACUAUGAAAAAAAGAACAAAAGGCUCACCCGGCGGGAGUCGAACCCAAGACCUUUGACGUGCAAGGGCGACGUUUAUCCAUAAUUGCGCCACGCAACCAUUGUUAAAUUGUCCAACUAAUUGCCCAGUAUUAAACAUUUUUUGCCCAUGAAAUUCUGCCGGUGGACGCUGUUUAAAAUUUACGACGAAUUUAAAGAUUUAUUCGAGGGAAACAAGCAUGGUUUUGACAGUGAAAUUGUCUCGCAAAACCGUCGCGAAGUCUCUUGCUGGGGUUUACAUGGGGAGAAUCAAUCACGAUUCAGCAAGAGUAAACAUUUCCGUUUUUAUUGAACAAAGAAACAUUUCAUUUCAGAAUGAAAUUUUGCUAAAAACCACGAGAUUUGGAGUCUUGUGGCGAGAAAAGUAAAAAAAUAGUUAGAGUCAAGGCACAAUCGUGAGCUUGGACCAGCCUGGGAGUCGAAGAGCAAUUUCUUCAGAAUAGAAGACGAACUCCCGGGACGAACCUCACUUUCUUUUUCAAUGUCCUACAUACUCUAUGAUUAGGAAUAAAUUUUACUAUAAGGUCAAGACUCUGAUUCCAAAUAUUACCCAGUUAUCUAUAAACGGUUUGAUCAAUGAACUGAUGAACUCUUCUAAUUACUUUAUCAAUAUACAAUUCAUAAAAUAUAUUUCAGCUUGUUGUGAUGUUCGUGACAAAUUAUUAUCAAAGUAACGUAAUUGCCCUGUGUUGUAAUUUUGAUUCCUAAACAUAGCUUUUGCAAUACUGUAUGUGCUUGUAUGGUCAUGUAAAUAAAGUUCGUUGUUGUUGUUGAUCUUGUCCCUGCUUUUCGUCAUGUUUAUCGCCUAAACGAGUCAAGAAGCUUUAAAUGUUCAUAAAGAUCUUUCUAAAAGUUGACUAUUUAUAGUGCUAAUUUGAAACAUUCAAAGUCCACAUGAAGACAAUUAUUGUCCUGUGAAAUGUACAAAAUCAUAACCUGAAAUCAAAAGCUCUGGGCCGCGAAAUCAAGAGAAGCAGCCUUGAUUCAGCCUUUUCCUCAAGAGCUUCGUAUUACGCAACGCGACUGACCGGUGAUGAACAGCAAGGGACCAUGGGAAGGGUACAGACGCGAGAUUUACGAGAUCUUGUGUCGUUUCACUUGGCACGGCGCAAUUUUUGGUUUUCUUUAAGUCUUGGAAGUACUCAAUUUGUAGUAUAAUAUUGUUGUACACAUUGUUAACGUUAGGUAGACAGGUGAAUGGUUCAAAAUUUGCGAAACCUCAUUGUAGAAAUGGCUGCAAAGGAGUCGAGGAGUCUUUCGAACCGUAAAAGACCUUGACCAAUUUAUUUGAUGACUCGAAGGUAUCGGUGAGUCUUAUUUUAGUAUUGAACUUGUCGUUUAUUUUAGAAUUCAAACUAGUAAAGUACAGCACUGACGACUUAUGUUUCCAUUUUUCUCUCUUUUGGGGCAAAUCCACCGAACUGAAAGCACAGAAUUAGCUCGAGGCCUAGCUAAUGAUUGUGCAAGGUCAGGAAUUGAUUACUAAGACCACAGCCUGUCCUCAAACCAAGAUUGAAGUCUGUUAGGUUACUAACUAUGAAACUAGGGACAGAUGGAUAUAUGAUUCUUUGCAAGAAUCAUCAAUUUUUGUUGGAGGAAAAUUAAUGGCAGAUAGAAAGAUAUUUCAGUUGAUGCUUUUGAUAAAAGAAAUAAAAAUGCAUAACUUGUUCAAGGUGACAUUAACCUAACGCUUGGUAAUCGUUUCAUGAAAACGGAUCCCUAGAUUCUCGAGAGAUAAGUAAUGAGCUUUAUUAUCAGAUCAGGGAAAGGUUUGAAGAGAAGAAAGGUGCCAACAUUGUUCAAUCCAUCAUUUUGGAUUACCGCACUGACAGUCAAUCUUGAUGAGCGAGACAAAAACAUCUUGCUAUAAAGACAGUCUCUUCUGGCUUAAAGUUUUUUUAGUAUAGUUCAGAAAAAACAGAAUGGUUCAAUGAUCACACCAUUACAUCUGAUUCAAACUGUCUAUAGUCUCAAUGUAAUUUAUAUUUAUUGGGUCACACGAAUGAAAAAGAAGGGUAAAGGGCUUAACCCUUUUUUUAACAGAAGUCAGUUCAAUGACGCCAUGCCAGUUCAAUAAUCUCAGUAGCCUAUGUACAGCAAUUUUCUCAGAGGGUAGGGGGCGACUGUACACACGCUAUAAUCUCAGUAACAGUUUAAAAAACACACAACAACACAAUGUCCAUGUCAAAAAUCGAGGAAUAGGGGCGAAAUAUUUUAUUACUUUGGGCUAGACAGAUCGAUUAUAAGUUGGGAAGGGGUGCAGGUGUUUUCUUUUGCUGACCUUAGUUCACUGGCCACAUCUCAGUUAAAUAAGUUCAUAAAACAUAGAUCAAUUCAAUGUCCAGUGACACUAAUUUCGGGACCGGUUAUUAUUUAUCCUCGGUGGGGUGGGGGGGGGGCUGAAAACUUUGGCAGGAUUCAGAGGGGGGACCACUCAAAUUUGUUUGAAAGAUGAAGACGUGGGGGGGGGGAUCCCGAAAGUCGUCAAAAGUUACUAGGGGGGAUCACUUCAGUGAAGCAACAUUCAAAGGGGGGAUUGGCUAAAGUUCACCUCGUUUAGCCCCAAAUCCCCCCCCCCCCCCCCCACGACGAGGAAAAGAAAGGAGCAACAAUUUUUAUUAAAAUUGGUGAGGUGGAAAAAAUUGAGAAGGGUGAGGGUUUGGAUGGCUGAAGUCCAUUACUUAAAACAGCUGUCGCGCAUUUUUCAUUGCUUGACACUGUUAAUACACUGACAUUGUUGACUAAUAACGUAGAGCUUUCAAUACUACUGCAUUUUCUUCAAGUUUGUCCAGGGGCCUGUUGUCACUGUUCCUUCCAUUCAAUUCUUGUAUCUUCCAUUCAAUUUUGUAGUUAAAAUUUCUAGGAAUGGGGUUGGGGGUUAGUGGUUUUGCAGAACCAUCUACACUUACUUUAACGUCUAUGCAUUUGGCAAUUCUGUGCCCAUUGAUAAUUAUUAUAUGGUCUUGUAUUCCUCUUCAACUACAAACAGAUCAAAAACUACUCCUUCAGAAGACUUUUAAAGGAAAUUUUAAGCUAGCACAGUUUAGCAAAGAAGGGGACCCUGUAUAAGCCAGAGGGCAAUCACAGGUUUAAUAACAAUGGUGAAUCUGCGCAGAAUGAUCCCAAGAGCUGCAUAAUACACAAUCUUUCCACCAUCAGUUGACAUUAAGACAAUGCAAUUAUUAUUCUUCAAAAUAGCAUUCACGCCAUCUUGUUUUUCGCUAUGAAACUUGAAAUAUCCAAGCACAAUUAAUAUUUUUUAAAAAGUGUCUCGGGCAACAUAACCUGUCUGGCUAAGUGGCAGUUACGGUGGUAUCUCAUCAACAACUUCAGCCUCCUCCAUCGGGUAACAAAAUUGUCUUUCAACUUAAAAGUACAGUUACCAAUAAUUUAUUCAUUAAGACAGAAAGGAUGUGCAAUAUGAGAGGAUGGCAAAACCAAAUUGAUCUACUGUGUAAUAUCACAAAAACAAUGAAAAAACAAUAAUGGCAAUAAGAAUUUGCGCAUUUGACACGGCUUCAUCAUAAAAUGAGGUAUAAUGAAAAGCAAGUAGAAUUUAUUUACACCAGGCUGUGCAUUGAGCGACAAGGCUGGUAUACAGUGAGGUAAUCGAACGAUCAAAAAAUACAAUUGAAAAACCUAAAGCUAGUUUUGUGGCUGUUUUUUCUCAGAAUAUAUACAUUGUCAAGCAAAUAAUACACAAUAUCCUGAGACAAACAUUUAAAAAUUAUUUUAUUAUCUAUUUUAUAACAUAACUUAGAGGUCCUGAGACUGGACUGGAGGUCGAAAAUGCUAUGAUAACCGCUUUGUUGCCUUUUCGAGUGCUCAAGAUAUAACGUGUAGCAAAUAGUAUUACAAACAUCUGGCUUCAUAGCCUGCGUAGCAAGCAUUUCCAAUCGAGUUAUUGUGUGGAAACGUUUGCUACGCAGGCUACUGGCUUUAUCACUUCGGCGGAGCACGAAGCAAAGCAUUCACGUACGACGCUCAGGAAUGUCCCAAAGUUGCUUUUUUGGGGACGAGAUUGGGCAUGCAAAGUCUGUAGGUUUUCGGUUUUAUUCGGCUCUCUGACGAAGUGAGAGCCGAAUAAGUUCGUGAUAUCUCGGGAUCAGUUUGAUUUCUUUGUUAUUCCAGGAAGAAAGAAUCAUUUUUUUGGCUUGCCUGGGGUUUGAACCGACUCUUGUUAAAAUGUGAAAAAUAGCUAUAAGUUAUGCACGAGGUACGGGAUGAGUUAGUGACUUUUCGGCUUGUUUUUAUUUAUCAUUCUAGCUAGGAAUAUUGACUGCAAAAUUAUUUUACAGAAAACAUUGAAUCAAUUUGGGCUAGUAGCUUCAAAAUAUGAGCGAAAAUUGAGAUACAAGAACAAUUUUCAGUGCGUCUCACUGCGCAGACGAGUUUGCUUUAACACAUGCCGGCCAUAUGCUUCUCCAAAGUACGUUUCAGUUUGGCUUUUUUAUCGUUGAAACCUCGUUUUUUUCCCCUAGCCUGGAAUUCGUUAUACAACGUGGAAAAGCCAAAUUUAUUAGUUUUCCGGUUAAAUUCCCUGACGACAAAUCAAAGUUUCAGUUCUGUACUACGGCCCGAAGUAUAUUUAAAGCUUAUAAUAAUUUUCACGCAAUCUGUACUGCCGCGUUUGUGUUUUUUUUCUUAAUCUAGCGGCCGAAAUAAUGUUAACUAUGCUUUUCAAUACACUUUUAAAAUAACACCACACAAUACGCAAAAAAAUGAAGAAGAAAACAAAGAACAAAGUUCACGACGAUAAUUAUUCGCGGUGCGUUACCCAUCCAGUUCCUAACCCCGCCCGACAGAGCUUAACUUGAGUGGCGCUUCUAAAAAACCGAGAGCGUUUACCAUUUGUAUGGAAAACCCGCAAUUCCGGGGAGAAUCCCAAUGACACGGUUCAUCCCUGAGAAAAUUUUCCGGAAAAAAUUUUCACCGAAAUUUCCGUACAAAUGGUAAGCGCUCCGAGUUUCGCUACUGUUGCUGCGAGAUACGUAUUUCUAGUUUAUGUAGCGAUAAUGUACAUGAAUUAUCCUCGGUGUUGAGAUUGUGAGUUUUUAGCAAGUUUUAUAAGGGAGUGUACUGUGCUGGUGAUAGUUUAUAGUUACGUUGCUGUAGAAGGGGUGGAGUUAACUGUACAUAAGGAAAGUGUUGUUGCAGAGAAAAUAAAGGAAGUGGAACUGAGAUCUCGCCGUGCAACUAUUUAUGACAGAAAUUGUAAUCGAAUUUGGUUACAGCCUUGCACCUAGCAGACUUCCGGUGAAGAAGUUAAGACGUCUGUUACACAAGAGGAGAAAAGUAAGGGUAUUUGUAUGGAAGGGUAUCUGAAAAAUAUUAUUUCUUAAUAUUCCUCCGCAUACAUAAUUAAUCCACAACCACGACGCCGAAGUGUACGCUCCCACUGAAUGUCUUGUUUGGCUGUUGCAACAACUCUCAGCUUGUCAUUUUUCCUUUCCACUGAAAAGAUCAUUUCAUCACUGGGGACCUUAACAGAAACGAUUUUGCUCACAACUGUAUAAACACAAAUUUGUCCGGCUGUUACCGCAUUACGUCAUAGCGUGAAAUUCAAAAUGGUGACGAAAAGGGCACAAAUAUGUGACCAACUAAAGGAAUGUGAAGAAUCUGGCAGAAAGCGCCUCUACAUGCUCGGUAGCCGCGCUCCGAAAUUGGUAACCGAGAAUGGACUGCGUUCUCCUUCGUCGAACGCAAUUAUUCAAGAUAAUGCAGUUUUUGGGCGGGGCUUUGUUGUAAAAAAAAAUCUCAAGCUUGUUAUACAAGCAGUGACUAAGCAAAUUUCAAUCCGGUAAAAGUCUUCACGCUGUACAGUAUAUGGUCUUUGGUCCGCGACUGAAAAACGUAACGAAAACAGAUUUCGCUUAAACUUCACGAACAUCGAGGCCGCUAUUGGAGGAAAAAGUUCCCGUGCAUGAUUUUGGAAGAACAGUUCCCAGUACCGAGAAAUACUUCUGUAAGUAAAAUAGGUAAUAGCGUCAUUUCGUUGCUAUGACAACUCCGAUGUCAUUGCAACCCUGAUCAUAAAAGAUUUUCAGCUUUAUCUAAUACAACUGCGUUGGCAAUUUUUCCAAAACCUUGUUUAUGGCGACGUAGUUUAUGCUCAAACUUGGGAGGUGUUGGCCUUGAAAAACUGUAUCGAGCCACCUUAAUGGUAGUUUCAAGAAAAGUUAAAGGCCCAGAUGCACACCAAAACAUUGAAGUUUUCCGUAAUAUUCUUAAAUGUUUUUUUCUUUCAUUGCAUAUUUCCUCUGGUACAUGAUUAUCAUGAUUAACUUAUCCCUAUCCCUGCGAUGUUGAGUGUUGAAUUCCAAAAAUACAGUACAUCAAUUUGAGUUCAUGUAGAUAGUUCAUGGUUUGAAAGUUGUUGCCACUGUGACUUAGCGUGCACUCAAACUUAUCAACGAGUGGUCAGUCACUUUUUGAGUGAUAAAGCCGUUUCCCCUUUAGUGAAUGGAGGUUAAAUCCAGGUUUCGAUACCCAGAAAAAGUGUUCCUCUCCCUUGCAUAGAGGUUUCCCUUUAAUAGAGAUACCCAAAGGAGAGGUCUCACUGUAUGCAAUUUGCAUUUUUAAACUUGAUGUUUUUACACAUACAUGUAAAUGUAAUUAUUAUACAUUGUACUCACUAUCUGUCAUCUUAUUGGCUAAAAGCCUACUGUUAAUUUUGGCCCGGAAAUCAUGCAGCGCAACCUACAUAUUAGUUAGUUAUCAGCUAGCAGAUAACUGACUAUAUAAUCUGUAGGUUGCGCGCGCAAUGCAUGAUUUCCAAUAACAAUACAAUUAAGGUUCUUUGCGACGGUGUGUUGGUUGUUAUUUUCUUCAAAACAAUGUAUAAUAAAACAAUUAUUAGAUUCGGUUUUUGUGAUAUCCUAAAUAAUCAAGGUAUCUGUAAGUGUUAUCAGCCACGGCCUUGGACUUGGCUGAUAACAUUUACCUCGACCUUGAUACAUACUUGUACAUACGUCACCUGCAUUCUCUGCAGGCAACUAAUAAAAAUGUUCUUUUUAUCUGUUCAACUUUAAAAAUAUUUAUCUAACUCGUAUGCCGACAGAAAAACUCCACGCCCUCAUUCAUAUCUGGAUCCUGAAGACAUGCCAAAGGAGCUUGAUUGGAGAUCUGUCCCAGGCAAGGGAAACUUUGCUAGUGUGACCCGGAAUCAGCACAUUCCUCAAUACUGCGGUUCUUGCUGGGCUUUUGGGACAACUAGUGCCAUGUCAGACAGAAUCAACAUCCUUAGGAAUGGAAAGUGGCCAAGCAAUCUCUUAUCAGUGCAGAAUGUCUUGGACUGUAGUAAGAAAGCUUUAUCAUCGUGACAUUUAUUACGUAAGGUAGUAGAAGUGUUAUGCCAGUGUUUGGAUAUCUAAAAUCUUGAAACUGUCCCUUUGCCAUGCCUACUCUGUCCCCUGGUCCACUUACCCCACCCUAGUUACACACAUGAAUCAAUCAGAGCCCCCAUAUCCCGAAAAUUUAUAGUUGUGUUGAACGUAGAACUAAUCAACAAUUACACCUGUGGCUGCAACAAUGAAAUUAGUCUUUGACAGCGAUGUAAAACACAAAAGAUGCAGAAGCUGUAAUCUGAACUCUAAAGGCAAAACCUUUUGGGACUUUUACAAUUUAAAUCUAAAUGCCAGACAAUAGCACAGAAAAGCUCAAAAUACCAUUUUACCGUUACCAGGAAUUUUGGUGAGUUUGUACAGGAGACAGGGAGUUUUCUGCCUUUUCGUGGACCGGGAGAGGUGGCUUCAACAGGUGUUUCCGUAUACAAAUACAUUUAAUUUUGUAGAUUUACAGCGGUACUGGGUGCCACAAGUUCCAGAUCAUAAGUAGUAAUUAAAAUAUUUUUUUUCAGCUAACAGCCGUUAUCUCUUGACAUUUUGAUUCCUGCUUCAGCUGCCAAAAUGAGAAACUUGUAAAAGCUAGAAAUACUUCAGGAAUGUUUGUGUGUUGCGAUGAGUCACAACAAAGAUGAAGACAUGCGAGGAAGCCACAAAUUAUAAACUGGCUGUAAAUUACUUUAAGUUGUUGCUUGCCCUGUGGUUUUCUCACACCUGAUUGACAUUUUCUUUGAAACACAAUGGCAUUAUAUUCCAGAAGUAUUUCUCAUGUUUGCAGUUUUUUCUAAAUUGCAGCACAGUUUAGUAAUGCCACUUAGAUGCCAGUACUUAUGAAUGAUAUGAUUUUUACAACAGGUAAUGCAGGGACCUGCCAUGGAGGUGGAAUGAUUGGUGUAUAUCAAUAUGCUUCUCGGGAAGGUAUACCUAGUGAAACCUGCAAUAAUUAUCAAGCCAGAGAUGGAAGGUGCACGGCAUUCAAUGAGUGUGGCACAUGCACCAGGUUCGGAGAGUGCCAUGCUAUUACCAACUACAAAAAGUGGAAGGUCAGCGAUUAUGGUAAGAGGUAGUGCUGACUAAAAUAUCCUUCAGAAAUUAAUGUUUAUUUGCAGGGCUGCCACCGGGGGGGGGGGCACUGCCAUAUAUUGGCCAUAUGCCAUAUAGGUAUGUGCCGCUGUGAAGGUUAUGGUUUUCAAGCAGUUUACUCUAGGAUAGGGUAUAUAAAUCAGAGAGUUUGGGUCUAGAAUAGGGUAUCAUUUUUCAGGAACUGAUCAGUUGGUUGAAGAUUUUAUCUAGACUAGGGAAACAGCUACUCUAGGAUAGGGGGGAUUUGGGGAGUUUACUCUAGUAUAGGGUAGCAAAAUUCAGCUGAACUAGCUCUGGUAUAGGUUAAGGGUUCCAGGGUCCCAGUGGUACAUCCCCACCCAGAAAUUCCUAAAGUACCCCCCCCGGACUGGGACUGAGCAUGACUGAGUAAGGACGUGUGAUUGUUAGCUCCGUAACUUUUGUUGUACUCUUCCAUGCGUUCUGAUAUUUUUUAUGGAAUUUUCAUCGCCACUUUCAUCUCUGUUUAAACGGAAAACGAGAGGGAGUAAUUCACCGACCAGCGAGACCGUUUCCCCCGAAACGAAGCGGUUGAAAGAGAGUGUGAAAGAAGACCAAGCGAACGCUCCACCCGCCAUUGUAUCGCCACCAAAGUCGAAGAACGAUUCUGAAGACGUAGUUCUGUCUGCCCUCAAUAUGGCACAAGAUUUCGCCUCCAAAGUGGACCUAAUAUUAUCAAAGUUAAGUCAACUGGAGAAUAUCGGCACACAAAUAAAUGUUUUACAGGACUCUGUGGAUCGAAUAAAUCAAACGGUCGCAAACCUUCAAAGCGAAUUCCACCGCUUAAAGGAAGACGUACGAAAUACAGUCGAAGAAACAAAUACGCUUAAAACAAGCGUAAAAUUCCUGAAUGAUGAAGUGGAAACCAGUAAGAGAAAACUCCGAGAUGACGAAGAGAAGUCACGACAGGAGUUGGAUCACUUGCGUCUCCAACUCUUAAAUUAUGAAGUGUACAGCCGCCGCGAAAAUCUUCGUUUCUACGGCAUUCCAGAAAUCGAAGGGGAAGAGAAUACUGAACCCGUUUUGAAAGGUUUCUUGGAGAAAGAGUUAAAUGUGGAAAACGCCCAAUCUAUUGAGUUCCAAAGAGUCCACCGCGUCGGUAAAAAGGACCGAAACACAAGAAAACCCAGGGCCAUCAUAGCACGCUGUCUUCGCUUUAAAGAUCGAGAAAGCCUCUUUUCUAGCCGACGCAACAUCGAUAGCCAGUCGAAUUUCGGUAUUGGCCCAGAUCUACCUAAGCAGGUGAUUGAUAUGAGGAAGAGGCUUAUUCCGAAGAUGGUACAAGCAAGAAAAGAUGGAAAACGGGCAGCCUUCAGUAGAACGGAACCCUAUAAACUCUUUAUUGACGGUGUGGAGGUAAAAUCAUAAAUAAAUAGGUUCCAGGUUAUUUAUUUUUAGAAUUCGCAGGAAGUAGUUCACUUCUUAUUUUUUUCGUUUCUAUUGGGAGCUAUCGAUUAGCAUAUUCCUUAGUUCUCUUCUGAAGUUCGAUUUAAACAAAAGUAUAACACUUGAUCUCGUCCAGGCGUAGCUUCAACAGUUUAAUUCUUUACACUGGCUACGUUUUUCAUCUCGUUUCUUUUGUUUUGUUAUGUAUGUUAUUCUAUAUUUAUUCAGUUUGCACUUGACAAAAUCAGGAAUGCGUUAAUUGUUCGAGUAAUAGUGACCCUUCUGGGAAUAACAGCUACUGUUGUUGUCUUUUUUCCACUUCACGUAUGCAAAUUUCAAUGGAUUUCAACAACUUAAAGUUUAAAACUCUUUCGCUGAACGUUCGGGGUAUCCGUUCUUUUGAAAAACGUAAGUCCAUUUUCAACUGGCUAUACAAGCAAAAUUCAGACAUCUGCUUUCUGCAGGAAACUUACAGCACUGAAGAGAUUGAAAAUCAAUGGAAAAAGCAGUGGUCCGGGGACAUUUACUUCGCUCAUGGCUCUAACCAUAGUCGUGGGGUCGCCAUCCUUAUACGUAAAUCCUUUGACUUCAAAUUGAAAUCAAUUCGAUCGGAUGAGGAUGGGAGGUACCUCAUUUUAGAGACAACUAUUCAAGAUGUUCCAUUCCUUCUGAUAAAUAUUUACGCUCCCAAUACCACCACUAAGCAAUCGUUAUUCUUCCAAACAUUGUCUGAGCUUAUCUAUGAUGAGGGAUACAAUGAUUUUGACUACAAAAUUAUAUUAGGAGGGGAUUGGAACGUAACUAUGGACCCAGACCUAGAUUGUUCGGGUGGAAACCCUGUGUUAAAAGACUCAGUUAAGUGUGUGGAGGACAUUAUGCUGAAUUAUGAUUUAGUUGACAUCUGGAGAAUCCGUAAUCCUAAUAGCAAGAAAUUUUCUUGGAGACAAAAAAAAAAAAACCCAAUUAUUCAAAGACGCCUUGAUUAUUGGCUCAUUAGUGACCUAUUACAAGAUGACGUAGCUAAAGUCGACAUAGUGACAGCUAUAAGAACGGAUCACCAUGCAAUAACUUUAGAAAUUGACAGUCUAAAUGAUCAGCAGCGUGGCCCAUCUUUUUGGAAGUUCAAUAACAGUCUCUUGGAUGACGCUUUUUUCGUUGAGCGUUUACGCGAGAACUUUCCUAAGUGGAUAGACGAAAUUAAUUUUUGUGAUGAUUCGAGAAUUAAAUGGGACUGGAUGAAAUACAAAAUUCGCGGGGAAAGUAUAUCGUAUAGCAAACUGAAAGCUAAAGAAAGGAGAAAUAGAAUUCAAACAAUUGAAAACAGGCUUAAAAUAUGUGAGGAAAAAAUAGCAGAAUCACCGACGCAAGAAAACCUUGCCAACCUCGAAUCGGUCAAAACAGAAUACGAACAAGAGUAUGAUUACAUUGUAAGAGGCUCAAUCAUUCGUUCCCGCGCUACAUGGUUUGAACAAGGGAAAGAAACAACAAGUAUUUUCUAAAUCUGGAAAACAGAAAUAAGAAAAAAAAAGCUGCAUACGAAAACUUAUUCGAGCAAAUGGAGAAGAGACUACUGUUCCGGACACUAUUAUGACUGAAAUUCACAGUUUUUAUUCUGAACUUUAUGACGAAAAGAGAAUACAAACUGACUAUUCGAUUUGUCCUUUUCUGGAAGAUACCCUCUCAUCUCCUAAGUUAACCGACUCAAUGCGGGAAACGUGCGAGGGUCAAUUAACAUAUUCCGAAUGUUUCAAGGUUCUGUCUACCUUUAGUAACGAUAAAACUCCUGGAAACGAUGGCCUCACUAUAGAAUUUUACAAGUUCUUCUGGUCAGAAAUCGGAACAUUUCUAGUGGACUCAUUAAAUUAUGCGUAUUUUCAUGGUGAAUUAUCACAUUCGCAAAAGCAAGCCGUAAUAACUUUAAUUGAGAAAAAGGACAAAGAUAGGAGAUGGAUAAAAAACUGGAGACCGAUUUCCCUGGUAAAUGUUGAUGUUAAAAUUGGCUCAAAAGCUAUCGCUAAAAGGCUAGAAAAUGUCCUACCACAUAUUAUCCAUUAUGACCAGAAUGCCUUUGUAAAAGGACGAACAAUUUUUGAUGCAACUCGUACGAUAACCGAUGUGUUGGAAUUUACUAAAAUGCGAGACUACCAAGGUAUAAUGACUGCAAUUGAUUUUGAGAAAGCCUUCGAUUCUCUAAAUUGGAACUUCCUCCACAAAUCGCUAGAGUUCUUUGGCUUUGGAGAAUCCUUCUUGGGGUGGAUCAAGACGUUUUAUAAUAAUAUAUCAAGUUGUGUUUUCAAUAAUGGUUUUUCCACCCCCUCUUUCAAUGUUAAACGGGGUGUUCGCCAGGGCGACCCACUCUCGCCAUCUCUUUUCAUAAUAGUACUUGAAUUAUUGGCAUUAUCCAUACGUAAUAACGAUCAAAUUAAGGGUAUUGAGGUGGAUGGUUCCGAAAUCAAAUUAGUUAUAUUCGCUGACGAUAUGACAUCAUUUGUUAGGGACAAAUUUUCGCAUCGCACCCUUUUUGAUACUAUCGAUCUGUUUAGUACAUACUCCGGAUUGAAGGUCAAUCACGACAAAACGGAAAUUCUUCUACUAGGAAGUAUGGAAGUAAACAGCUCAGAACUAGGUGUUAAUGAAAUAAGUAAGGCCAUAAAGAUCCUAGGGGUUCAUUUCACCUUUAAUCACGCACUGUUUUAUAAGCUUAACUUUGAAUCAAUCGAGAAAUCUCUGAGGGGAUUGCUGAAGAGCUGGAGCUGGAGAGGUCUUACACUACUUGGAAAAAUUCAAGUGAUCAAGUCUUUCGCCAUACCAAAGAUUUUAUACAGGGUUCUCAUUUCAAAUAAAGAAGAGUUUAUCAAAAAAAUAAAUACUUUGCUAUAUUCCUUUGUUUGGAAGGGAAAAGAUAAAGUAAAGCGCAGAGCUUUUAUUAACCCUAUUGAUAAAGGAGGCUUGAAAAUGCCCAACAUUGAGUCCAUGAUCUCUGCCCAAAGAAUAAUUUGUAUUAAGAGAUAUCUCUCCAUUGACCCCGCUGGCUGGAAGUUUUUUCUGGAUUUUUAUCUUAAGAAAGUAGGGGGAAAAUUCUUGUUUCAUUGCAAUUUUAACUACACUAAACUACCGGUAACUCUUCCAGAAUUUUACAAAGAAUGCAUUGUGGCGUGGACCCUUUUAAAUGAAGACAACCCCUCCUCAUCCUCUGAAAUAGCAAAUCAGGUCAUAUGGAACAACCAGUUUAUUUGUAUUGAAUCAAAGUCAGUCUAUAACAGUAGGCUGAUUGAUCUUGGAAUUGUAAAAAUUGGAGACCUCUACAACACGUGGGGAGGUUUCAAGUCGAACAAGGAACCAUUAUAUUCAGCUCUCUCACCAGUUGAACAUUUUCUACUUUUCAGUCUCUUCAAUGCUUUUCCUGAAGAAUGGCGCAAAAUAUUAAAAACAAAUAAAAACUCUAUCUCUUCAAAAACUCAUGAUCUAAUCCAAACUGAUUUCAAGUUACGUAUUGAAGGGAAAAAAGUCAAUUUCCAAAAUCUUAAAUCAAAGUCAUUAUAUGACAGUUUUGUUUCUAAGAUAUCCAGUAUACCAACAGCGCAAAAGAAAUAUAACGAAGCUUUCAGCACACACACAUUUCAGUUGGACUGGGAAAAGAUAUAUCUACUGCCCUUCAAAACAACAUUCGAUACUAAAUUAAGAGAAUUCCAAUAUAAAAUAUUAAACAGGAUCUUAUACACGAACAAGAUGCUGUUUAAGUUCAAAAAAGUAGAUUCUCCCUUGUGCGAUUUUUGUGAAAAGGAGUUGGAGACGAUAGAACAUCUCUUUUUCCAUUGUACAAAAGUAAGCAUGUUUUGGAAUGAUUUAAAGUCUGUACUUGAUUCUUUUAAUAUAACUAUUAGAUUUGAUAUCAUGAAUGUCCUUUUUGGGAUCCUAGAUACAGAUAAUAUAAGCAUUCUAGUCAAUUACAUCAUUCUUGAAAGCAAAUAUUUUAUUUACCGCUGUAAGUUAAAUAAGGGCUGUUUAUGUGUAAGACUGUUAGUCGAUAAAUUUAAAAAACGUUUCAAACCGAACGUUUUAUCGCGAAAAAAACAACAAAAUCCAUUUCCAUGAUAAAAAUGGAAGCCGUUACUCCCAUUAAUACAACAGUAGCUGUUAUCCAAACUUCGUUUUUCUAAUACUCCCUGUAUUACUCUGUAUUUUAAGUUCAAGUCGAAUAAGUUAUGUAAGCCUUGUAGUGUAGUGCAGUGUAGCUUUUUAUUUAUUUAUUCUAUUUUCUAUUUUUUUUUUGUAAUUAAGGUAGUUGUUGUAAAUUUUGUAAUGUUUGUAUGUUUCGAUCUGUAUGUUGUUUGUACUAUACCUGUAAAAAGAAAAUAAAUAAAUAAAAUAAAAAAAAAAAAAAAAAAAAACCCCCUGGGGGCUGCCACUAGGGCGCGUGGACUGUUACAGUCUGUAUGAGCAUGAGCCAAGGCUAUUUUUAAAUAGGAAACAAAAGGAUAUAAACCAAAAGAGCUUCAAAGUUGGUCAAUUCCCUGCCUAUACCCCGCCUGUACCCAGUACCUUGAAAUCUUGGUGAUAGCUCUGUGCCCACUCUGUGCAUGUCAGUCGAAAUAGGCAAUUUCCAAGUCACCCCAAUCAACAAACCUUUCAAUGUGAAAUAGUUGACCAGGAAGGCUGAAGUCCAACAACAUUAUAACUUGAAAAAACAAGAGCUUCGAGUUAUGUCAGGGGGGGAGUAGUUAUUUAGAGGGGACACUUAGUACCGUUUGUCCCGGCUUCAUAUGGCCGAAAACUGUGACAUUACUUGGAAACGGGCAAACUCUUGAACAUUUCUUUUUAUUAGUACCCAAAGUUGUGUGUGUGCUACAGAUACAUUUCUUUGUCAGUAGCAGUGUUCCAGGCUCCAACAUAGUAUGCCCUGCUCCAGGCUAUAACAUAGUUAUGUGCCGCUACUGGUACACAGAUCACACAGGUUUUUGCAACUUCCCUAUGUAUCUGAGAACCUGGUACAGGCUAUGUUGUCAGAGGUGUCUGACCUCAAAUUACAUGUAUAUAAUAUGUUACCGCUAUAUAAUGUAUUGUAUGAUAUGAUAUUAAGCUUGGAGGGAUGUUAAGUUAAGGGGGGUGGGGAGCUUAUUACUUUAAACGUUAAGGGAUGCUAAUUCGAGCAUUUCUGUUAUUUUAGUAUCAAGAAUCCUUCUCGUAUUGUCUUGCAGGUAGAGUUAGUGGACGUCAUAAAAUGAUGGCCGAAAUCUAUGCCAGGGGUCCCAUUGCAUGUAGCAUAAUGGCCACUUCGAAACUCGAGGCAUACAAAGGAGGUAUCUACACUGAAUAUCACUCUUACUGUAGAAGCAACCACAUUGUAUCUGUUGUUGGCUGGGGUGUUGAGAAUGGAACAGAGUACUGGAUUGUGCGUAACUCAUGGGGUGUCCCCUGGGGAGAAGAGGGUUGGCUGAGGAUCGUAACCAGUGCAUACAAAUAUGGAAACGGAGACCAAUUCAACCUCGGAAUUGAAGAGGACUGCACAUUUGCUGUGCCUAUAGUAAAAGGGGACUAAAAUAAUGAAUGAUGUUAAGAAAUUGCCGAAGUUUUUUUUUUUUUCUAGCAACGUUCUCCUGGUAGUAAAGUACUCAUUUUUCAAAAAUCUUUAAGGAUUAUGGCUGUAUGCAUUUAAAGAGACAGGUUUUGAAAGAAAUAGUCAAGCAAUAUUUUUUACAGUCGUACUUCUGUUUCCCACUGUUUAAAUUUCAUAAGCACGUAAAUUUCUAGAGUUUGCGUAAUAAAGUAUUAAGCUGAAAGUGUAAAACUGACCUGUUUGUUUAACUACUUGUACUCCCUUUAGCCUGCGUUGCAGCCGCCGCUUAUUAUUUAUCAUUAUUCAUUCAAAAUAUUUCUCCUUUUCUGAUUGGCUUAAAGCAUACGCAUAAUUCACCAUAACCAGCCACUGUUGACAAAAUUUGGAAGAAUUUUACGAUUAAUCAACCGAUGACGUCAAAAGCGCAGCACAGUUGCUGGUUAAUGCACCGUUAACCGCGAAGACCAGGGGACGAAGUUGAGUUGUUUUGGUUGUUGUGAAAAUUAAAAUGUCCGAACAGUCGGCGGAACAUUUUACUCGUUUCGCGACGAACUAUUGUCUAAAAAAAAUAGCAAAAAGACAACUCGACGGAUAACAUCUGCUAUCUGGAGUAUAUUUGCAGACCUGAACAGCCCUUUAUCUUCUAAACAUGUACUAUCGAGGUGAACUCAACAUCGACGAAGGUAAGUAUGUUUUAGCUUGUUUUUAAACUAGGAAUUAUUCUGAGUGAAUAAUAAAGCAAUUAAUGAAUUCGGCUUUUGUAGGAUAUAAAGAAUUAUGCAGAUCUCGGAGGGUGUUAUCGGCCGAGGUGGAUAACACUCCUCUCGAUCUGCAUAAUUCUUCAUAUCCUACUCAGCCUAAUUCAUUAAUUGUUAAUUCAACAGGCCGCGCGAGGGGAACGCGCGUCAUCAGAGAUUUCAUCCUUAGCCCUAAAUCCGGCGCCUGCAACGCAGGACAUACUCCCGUUCAUAUCUCUUCCCCUUCUUGAUUUUGGCUUGCAUUUUAAAGAAGCAGGUAAAUCGGCUCCUUUGGCAACCUGCCAUCUGAAUAUAAAGGGAGGGGACGUGAUUGAUCGCUAUGUUACACCCUGCGAUAAGAGCCUUCUUUUGUCUUUUUCUGGAGUACGCCAAAAUCGAAAGCAAAGAAGGCGAAGGGAGAGAUUUCGACGACACGCGAGCGAAAAAUCUAUCCGGCGGCUGCCACGGGGUGUCAGUAAAACGCGGGGUCGGGGUCGGGGUCGGGGCCCGGGUCGUAGUCUAUCUUUUUUUUCAAGAAUACUGUUUUAGGGUUAGGGUUAGGGUUGACACUAACCUUAACCCUAACCCUAAAUAACCCUGACCUAACCCUAAACCGAACCCUAACCCUAACCCUAACCUAAACCUAAAACAGCAUUCUUUAAAAAAAAGAGACCCCAACCCCGCGUUUUACUGACACCCCCUGCCACGCAGGCUAGGUGGCUAUUUCAGUAUGUAAGAAAGUCGUACAGAUGAAAUUAUAUCAAUGGAGUCCACAACAUCUUAAUUUACCAUCGUAAAAGUUGUGUGGUGACUUAACCAACUCAGUCGCAGCAACCACAUUUUAUGUAAUUUUUGAGUUAGUGCAUGGGCGCUUUUCUGAGAAAAUACGGUGUUCCUAGCUUUGUUAAUGCCUGAUGUGAUUAAAUUUAUAAAAUAUAUAACACACUAAAGCGUGUUGCGUAGUAUUAAAGUAGUAAUGUUUUGUCAUUUUGUCGUCAGCGCGAAAUAUUAGUUAUCAGCAAAUGCAGAGUGGCUUGUCUUCUCAACAACAAGCUUCAACCAUUGAAGAUAGCCUUGUCAGAAAUAUAUAACGGUUCAGAGCAAAGUAAUUUGAAAAAAAAAGUUUAUUUCAACGUUGACCACAACGUCUUUAUCAGUCGAGUGUUCCAAUUAACUACCGGUCAUGUGCUUUUUACCGACAAAACCUUGCUUUUCCCUGAAAUAUGGAGGCUUUACGGAGAGAUCUGACAACUUUACCUGUUUUCACCUCCACGGCUACAAAUGUAACCGAUUUAUUAGCACAGUAUCAAAAUGAUCUUGAUGGUUUGCUUGAAAUCCGUGCGCCCCUAAAAAGAUGUGUGGUCACCUUAAGGCCUUCCACGCCAUGGUAUAAUGAUGAAAUUGCAUCUGCAAAGCGUGAUCGGCGUAAACUGGAGAAGCACUGGCGAAAAACCAAACUAACUGUACACCAACAACUACACAAAGACAAAUGCAAACAAAUCAGGUCUUUAAUUACAUCGGCAAAGAUGGAGUUAUACUCUGAUUUGAUAAAAGAAAACAAAGGCAAUCACAAGGUGUUGCAUGUUUUCCGCCAUUGACCGCAUAUUAAACCUGACACCGGAGAAGUGUUACCCUUCUUGCGAGUAUGCAAAAGAAUUAUGUAACAACUUCGCGGAUUUUUUCUCAAGCAAGAUUGCCACAAUUCGAUCGAAUCUAGACUCUUUGGCACUGCCUGAUAUCCCUUUCCGAUUUUCCCGUUUUAAUAAUCCCUCUAUUCAAUGCGAGUUUAACCAGUUCAAGCCAACUACUGCUGUCGAACUUAGCAAAUUAAUUACUAAAAUGACUAGGAAGUCGUGCCUUCUAGACCCGAUUCCUUCUAACUUACUUAAGUUGUGCUUUUCUGAUUUGGUACCAAUCAUAACAAAGAUUGUUAAUUGCUCUUUAGAAAGUGGUGAAGUUCGUCUGCCUAUGAAAAGGGCUAUUUUAUCUCCUCUUCUUAAAAAACCGUCCCUUGACACCGAGCUCUAUCCGAGCUUCAAACCGGUAUCGAACCUCAUGCUUGUGUCCAAGACGACAGAAAAAGUAGCGGCUACGCAACUCUGGUAAUAUUUAUGUUCAAAUGAAUCAAAUGAGGAACUUCAGUCUGCUUAUAAAGCUAAUCAUAGCUGUAAAACAGCUCUGAUUCGAGUACAGGAUGAUAUCCUCAAAGCCAUCGAUAGUGAUCGCGGUGUUUUGCUUUUGCUAUUGGAUCUUUCUGCAGCCUUUGAUACGGUUGAUCAUGAAAUUCUUCUAGGAAGACUCUCCUCUAGGUUCGGUAUCAAAGGAAAAGCCCUGGAUUGGCUACGAUCUUACCUUACAGACCGUACUCAGCUUGUGAAAGUAGACGACGUUUCAUCCACAGUACUACCCCUUCAUUGGGGUGUGCCUCAAGGUUCGGUCCUAGGCCCCAUGCUUUACUUAUUGUAUACAUCUCCACUGGGUGAUAUUGUUCGUGAGCAUGGCUUGUCGUUUCACUUUUAUGCUGAUGACUCGCAGCUUUAUACAUCUUUUGCUUGUAAUGACACCUCUGAUCUAGUGGCUGCAAAACAACGUGUUGAGAACUGCAUUGCUGACAUCAAUUUGUGGAUGACUGCCAACAAGUUAAAGCUUAACAAUGAUAAAUCAGAAUUUCUCUUUCUGCACUCCCGUUUUCGUCAUUCGUUGCCCCCUCCCACGAUUUCUGUUUGCAUGGAAAGCAUCAGGCCCUCUCAACAGGCUCGCAAUCUUGGCGUGAUUUUUGACGAGGCAAUGUCACUUUCACCUCAUGUUAAUACAAUAGUUAAGGGUGCCUUCUAUCACAUACGAAAUAUUUCUAAAGUAAGAAAAUACGUCAGUAAAAGUACCACAGAAAUUCUAAUUCACAGUUUUGUUAGCUCAAAGUUAGACUUUUGUAAUUCUGUUCUUUUUGGUGCCCAAAAACGGGACAUAGUUAAGUUGCAGUCCGUUCAGAAUGCGGCUGCUCGAAUUAUCGCCGGUCUCAAAAAACGAGAUCACAUCACCGAGACACUAAGAGAUCUUCACUGGCUUCCUGUUGAGGAGAGAAUUGUUUUUAAAAUAGAUUUAAUAACUUUUAAAACAUUGAAUGGCUCCGGUCCCCGUUAUCUUGGAGAUAUUUUAAAAUUUUACCAUCAAACAAGGACAUUACGGUCAUCAAGGGAUCAUUUACGCCUUGAAGAACCAAAUUUUAACAUGAAAACUUAUGGCCAGCGAGCGUUUUCCGUUGCUGCCCCCCGACUAUGGAGCUUGUUCUGAUGUUAAUCUUUUUAAAUCUAAAUUGAAAACGUUCCUUUUUAAAAAGGUAUAUGACAUUUAGUUUCAUCAUAUUUGUUUUUGUUUUCUUGCCUUUUUAAGAUGUGUAUGCUAUAAAUUUCACAAUAUGUACAGUAGGGUUAUAUGUAAUGAUAUUCUUAUGUAAUGAUAUUCUUAUGUCCUUUUUUACAUUGUAAAGCGCUUAGACAUUUUUACAUUGUAUAAGCGCUAUAUAAAUUCCAUUAUUAUUAUUAUUAUUAUAAAAAUAAAGCUUUGAAUGGUUAUUAGUCCCGUUUGCGUAAGCAGCGAGGCUCAUAAUCUGCAACGCGUUUUCUGUCGUAUUUAGGACACCGACAAAAGGGGGCUCAUUGUGCCAGGCGUUCCUUGCAGAGACCGUGGAAACUGGAACUAAGGAUCGUUGCGUGAACGAAGCCAGGCAUGUUUGCGAAGAAAGCAUUUAGAGUUUUUCCGAAAAGUGUCGGUCCACGAAUUCUACCGCUUGAAAGGGAUGAUUACUUUGGAACAAGUGAACACUACUGAGUGGUCGAAAAAAAUAAGAACCUUUAUUGGCAAAACUGCGAUGGUCGGGCGUUGUAAACUUUCAUUGUAUGCAAAUGGCCUUGUGAUGAGCAUGUGGUUUAUUUUCGGUGAUGAUUGAAAUGACGUGCCAUGUAAAUCACUUUUUUGAUCUCUGACAAUGAUGUAAUUUCUCUCGAAUCGUGGCCCUUGAAUUUUCGUGUAUUUAUAUACGCGUAUAGCCUGCGACCGCAGACGUAUUUCCGGUCGUCGCUAACACGUGUACUAAAUCAGUUCGGAAACAAAUAAAAAUACGGCCGCUUUAUAGAGCGUUCUUGUUCAUGUUUCUUGUUCAUGUUUCAGCUCCUUACAUCGAUCAGCCGUUGAACUGCGCCGAGUUUCUCCCAAUACGGACCUCCCAGCCGGUGAACAUAUAUCUAUCCUUGCACACGGUUCAACGGCUGAUCGAUGUAAGGAGCUGAAACAUGAAGAAGAACGCUUUAUACAACAGGGUCAGUCUCGCUUACUUGGAGAUUAGAUCGAGAAAUGAGGAGGCGAUUAAUUCCACACAAAACAGGAUUUACUCGCUAAAGGUUUUUUA